Calliphora vicina (urban bluebottle blowfly) is the source of this 4950-nucleotide messenger RNA. It is a transcript of the gene capu, whose product is annotated as cappuccino. Gene Ontology annotation, biological process: cortical actin cytoskeleton organization; actin nucleation. Gene Ontology annotation, cellular component: cytoplasm; actin filament; cytoskeleton. The record is from RefSeq and is a predicted model, not a curated record. Gene Ontology annotation, molecular function: actin filament binding; microtubule binding. The transcript is spliced from 9 exons. Bases 311 to 4549 code for a protein of 1412 amino acids. Lineage: Eukaryota; Metazoa; Arthropoda; Insecta; Diptera; Calliphoridae.
UGGGAAUCUAACAUCAAUAUGUUGGUCGAACCCACACGUGUCCACACAUUUCUGCCCAGAAUAAUCAAAAUGUAUAGAAAAUUAAAAGAAACGGAAAUGUAAUUAACAAACACUAAUAUCGCCAUUUUUCAGUGCUUUUUUCUUUUCCGUGUGUGAAAGUGGAGAGUUAGAGAAGUGUGAUUAAAUUUGUUGUGCAGAUUGCGUGUUUGCCACAUGCAGCAGUGAUGAAUUUUCUUUAACAAUUUAAUACAGUUUAUGUUCUUGUACAACAACUAGUCCUCCUCUAAUAUUGCUGACUACUGUUCCGGCUAUGGGCAACUCACAGACAUCAGCAGCAAAGGCAACGAGUGUGGAGGCAGUUGGGGGUGGUGUGACUUCAUCAUCUUCGGCAACAUUUGGUGGUUCAAUAAGAAGUCGUCGUGGCAGUAAAGUAAAAGUUUUUGGCCUUUUGGGUCAAAAAAAGCCAUCGAAAGAAUCCACCACUCCAACGACACCCACAGCAGCAGAUUUACCACAAGAUGGUGCCACAAAUGUUGCAAAUACAUCGAAUGCUGCUGCAACGUCAAAAAAAAACAUCGGUCGUGUAGCAAGCAUCGACGAGGAGGCGGAAUUGCAUCAAAAACAUGACGCAGUUGUACGUCAAUUAGAAUUUGAACAAAUGGAAAUUCACCCACUAACGCCCCCUCAAAGUACGAAUAGCGUAACUGCGCCUGUGGGUUCAACAGCCGAACCAUGCUCAACAACUGAUGAAAUCGAUGACGACGAUGUGGACGACGAGAACAACGGCGAUGAUAUUAACAUUGAUGAUGAUAUUGAUGAUGAUGAGACCGUGGAUGGACAUGAACAAAAUAGAAAUCAAACGCACAUUGGAACAGCAUUCUAUACACCAACAUCAGCCACACAAUUGCCAACUUCCCUGAAAGAAUUAACGGCCAACACAACACUAAUAACAAGAGCAACAGCAGCCGCUGUCACUGUAAAGGAACAACAGAGACCGCUUAGUGAUAUUAGCAUAACUUCUGGUGACACUUCGGGCAUUUUGUCGCCGACAACAGCCAGAGCUAUAUUCGAAUUGCAAAGACGUCAUCAAGCAGACAAGUUAUCCCUGCUGUCCAUAGCUAAAACUACAUAUUUGGUGUUGUUGCCCACUGAUACGGCACCGCCUUCCGAGUCUAGCCCCGAAUUAGAAACCGAAAGUCCUGAUGAACAAAUGGCUUUGCAUCUGGGCAAGAAACUGGCACAAGUGCUGAGUGGGAAUAGUGGCAGCGGCUCUGGCAAUGCAAACUCCAAUAUUGGUAGUGGUGGUGUUGGUGCUGCAGGCACACCUGGUUCACCGAUGCAAGAUAAUAUUACAUGUUGCAAUGCAAUUACCGGCACCAAUGAACUGUUUAAUAUUGCCAAGGCAAAAAAGAUUGAAUUGCCGAGUUUAUCAUCACGUUUGGUGGCAACUGCACCACCAACACCAACCUCCAUUGAGGCCCAAACAACAACGCAUUCAAAUGCUUCAACGGAUGCCAAACAUUUGCCAACUUUACAAUCACCAAACCUGCCAACGAACACUACUUCAGCUUCUACGAACAAUACAACACCAACAACAACGGAAACUCAAUCAACCGUUAUAAUUUCAUUUAAAUCAUCCCAAACACCUGUUCAAUCUCAGACACCAUUUGCAAUUGCCGGAGCAUUCGAACAUCAGCAACAUCACUAUCACCAGCACCAGCAGUUAGAACAACAGUAUUCCACUGCAGCCAUUUCUACUCCUUCACACAAUGACGACACGAUAACAGAAACAAUGACACACACGCCAACAGCCUCACUGGCAAACAGCAGCCACAUUAGUACGACCGCCCAAAUGGGUUCUCCAAUCUGUACUCCGAGAACUCCCAAAAACAAUGUACUGAAAAAAGUAGCAUCUUUCACACUUGAAAAAUCAGCGGGUGGCAGUGCUAAUAAUAAAAUCAAUAAUGGUGAUCCCUAUUCGGGCAUGUCAGGACAACUGGAAAAUGUCGGCUCGAAACGUUCAACGUUUGUGCCAGAAAAGUUAAGCUUCGCUGCAUAUGAAAAGUUUGAAGGUCAAAUGCUGAUGAAAUGGUUCAUAUCGUCGCUACAAAACAAUUGCAAUCAUUUGAGUGAACAGGAUAUUAGUAUGUUGACACUUCAAUAUUGCAAUAAUUUAAUCAAUGUGGGUGUUCUGAAGCAAAUUUCCGAGAAAAAUGAUUUGGAAACAUUCAAGCCAUUCCAAAUGUACCAAUGGACACAUACUGAAGCGCCCACAACUUCACAACCACACACACCCGGUAAAUUAGAUAAAGUCACCUCAUGGCCGUACUGUAGUACCCCCACUUCGGCAAUAUCACGUAUACCAAAAGCCAUUCAAGUAGAGACGACACCACUGUCUGAUAGAGACAGUGGUUUUAUGCAGCUACUAAGGAAACGGCUUUUAACUUGUUCCACCAUAGCAGAGGUACAUGUUGUGGUCAAUGACAUGUUGUCGGUGGGAGAACCUUUAAGACGACCAUCAAAACGUUGUGUGCUAUUGACAGAUCUAUUAAAUGCCAGUGAAGCGACAGUAUAUCAAUAUGACAAGAACAAUACAGACGCUAGUUCCGGCUGCGAAAGUGGAGUUCAGGAGGCUGGAGUACAAACCGAAGACGUGUCGCAGGCGAUAACGGAGUUUGUAUGCAGCAAAUGUAAAGAUAACAAAGAGAAUUCAGAGAUAUUGAGGUGUGAUAAAGAAAUUCAGGUUUCGCUAAAUGGCAUAACUUGUGAAAAUAAAUUAAAUGAACUGAAUCCCGCAAUACCGCCACCUCCUCCACCAAUUGGGAGUCUAGCUGCACCACCGCCUCCUCCUCCUCCUCCACCACCUCCUUUCAUGGCUCCUCCGCCGCCUCCACCACCACCAUCCUCAACAUCAGUUUUACCGCCUCCACCACCUCCUCCUCCACCAUGUAUGGCUGGACCACCACCUCCACCGCCGCCUGGAUCCUCAUUAACUUCUACGGCACUUACGCUCAAUACAUCAGCAGUUCCUCCGCCACCGCCGCCUGGAGCACCUAAAGCCCCAACAACAACGACGCCAGCCCCUCUACCAAAUCCAGCUGAAGGAGGAUGGUUCAAUCAAGCAAAUAUAAUUGCUCCAACUGCCCCCAAUUUAGCGCUACGGAAGACUGCCGUUAAUCCUCCGAAGCCCAUGAAACCUCUCUACUGGACACGUAUAGUAACGCAGCCUCCUCCACCAAAGCCCAUUGCUCUAAUAGCUGCUGCCACUGGUGACACCACUGACUCCUCAACUCCCAGCACAUCUCCAGAUGAGCCGAUUACUUCCGAUUCGCCCUCAGCUCCUAAAGAGAUUUGGCAAGAAAUAGAUGAAACCAAUCUCGAUAAUAUUGAUGAGUUUACUGAACUAUUCUCACGAGAAGCGGUAGUACCCAGAGUAGUACCCAAAAUAAAGACCGAGGUGCGUAUAAGACCAAUUAAAGUACUCGACAGCAAAAGAUCGCAAAAUGUGGGAAUUCUACUGCGAAGUUCUCACGUCGACUUUUGUGAAAUCGAGCAUGCUAUCUACCACGUUGACACUUCUGUCGUUAGUCUGGAGACUCUACAGCAAAUCAAUAAGAAUAAAGCAACCAAUGAUGAGCUAGAACGCAUCAGGGAACAAGGAGACACACCUCUAGAUGAACCCGAACAGUUCCUAUUAAAAAUCUCGCAUAUAUCUAUGUUCACCGAACGCAUAUCGUGCAUGGUAUUUAUGGCUGAAUUCGAAGAGACUGCCACUGCUAUAGAAAGGAAAUUGGAGGUUGUCAUGCAAUUGUCUCAAUUUCUAGUCGAGAGCGAAGAGCUGAAAUUAAUAUUUGCAAUUAUUCUAACUUUGGGCAAUUAUAUGAAUGGCGGCAAUCGUCAGCGCGGCCAAGCCGAUGGUUUCACUUUGGAAAUUUUAAGCAAAUUAAAGGAUGUUAAAUCCAAGGACUCUCAAACUACUCUAUUGCACUUCAUAGUCCGAACAUAUAUUGGUAGGAAACGAAAAGAAGGGGUACAGUUAUUGGAAAUACCUUUGCCAAUACCGGAACCUUCGGAUGUGGAGAGAGCUACCCAAGUGGACUUUGAUGAGGUCAAAGGACAAAUUACAAAAUUAAGUGAUCAAUUAAACGCUAAGAUACGAACUACAGACAAAGUCAUCAUACAUUCGACUGCCGAAAAUACGGAACCAUUUAAAUCAAAAAUGGAAGAAUUUGUAAUAAAUGCUUCCAAAGAAAUUGACAAACUCUUUAAGGAACUGGAUGAUUGUCGCGAAGUAUUUAUAGAGACUAUGAAAUUUUAUCAUUACGCACCCAAGUCAGGUACUUUGGAACAAUGUACACCAAAUAAAUUCUUCGAACACUGGACCAAUUUUACAAAUGAUUUUAAGGACAUCAUGAAAAAAGAAAUCGCUGUACUAUGGAAUGAAUUGUUGAAAAAGUCUAAAGAUGUACAAACGCGCAAAACAGUUAAAACUACAAAAGUAAAACCGGGUGGCCUAAAAGAACGUAUUAUGCGUCUUAAUAAAAAAUAAAAUCGUUGUUAAUUAUUUCCAGAUACAUACUGAGUAUUUUAUCAACACUUUUAUAAAUUUUAUCAAUUAAUUGCCUUAGAAAAACAAAAGAAAUUAACGAAAUGAAGCACAUUUUACUUAUCCUCCUCAAUUAUUGUCCGGCGAUGGAUCGAUGGAUAAAUGAAGGAUGGAUGCUGAGUACAGAUCAAUGAAACUGCGUUAUUAAUGUUUAAGUUAAAUUAUUUUCGAGAUUUUUCGACGAAAUCACUUCAAAAUAAAAUGUUCUAUUUUUUGUAUUUUUUUUAUUUAGAGCAUUUAAUGGUUGUUAUUCCCCUAAAAACAAAAAUUUUGUAUUUAUUUCUAUUGCUUUACUCUUUAUAUAAAAAAAUCGCUGAAAUAAAAGAAUAUUUAAGUUAAAAAUA